UCCAAAACAAGCCGCCACCCGCUUCGAUGACGUCACCGCCGACGAGCCACAUAAACAUCAACAGAGCUCAGCUGUUCGCGAGCUAACCGAAGCUAACUAGCCGGCCUAGUCCUUUAGAAAAAACAAAAAAACAAACCCCGUUUUUUAUAUUUAAUGUAUUUUAAAGCGUCUGCUCGGUCACUGGAACCUUCAGAGGAGAAGUUAAAUAUAUAAAAUGUCCAACAAAGCGCAGACAUGAAGUUUAAUUUCAGACUUCUUUUGUCUCCUCCAUGGUAGCUGCUGUUAGCCUGCUCGGACAUCAAGGAGUGUAUAGGAGAAACCGUGGAGCUGAAUGAAACACCCACCUGUCAAUCAAAGCGUCCACGCUCUUAAUCCUGCAUAACUUUAAGCCUUAAUAUAAUGUGAACAGAGACAUUUAUGGCAAAGCCGGACCACAAGACCACCCGGUGGAGAUCGUGACCAGCAUCGCUCCCUCACCUCGCCGUCAUGUCACCGCGAAAAAGACCUCUGGUCCCCGUGAGCAGCCGACGGAAAACAGCGGACGACUACUUUCCGUUCAACGUGCUGCCGGUGGAGUGUCAGCUGCACGUCUUCUCCUUCCUGAACGAGGUGGACAAAUGCAGCUGCGCUCUGGUUUGCCUGAGCUGGAGCUGCAUCAUCCGCUCCUGGAAGCUGUGGCGUGUGGCGGACUACUCCCGCCGCGGCGUCUUCCACCUGGGUCAGGAGGGGCUGCUCGUCUCCAACCGCGAGUUCGAGAGGUGGAAGUCCUGGGUCCACCACUACACCCACCACCUCAUCUCCCGCAGGGCCAGCCUGCUCACGCUGAAGGCCAGCUUCGACCUCGGGGAUCGCUGCAACAAGUGGGGCGAGCUGCUGAGCCACCUGCUGGAUAACGUCCACUGCAGAGACCUCAGCCACCUGGACCUGAACUGGUCCUUUACGCUUCUGGAGCCGCUCGACCUGAGGAUCCACUCCAGCUCCAGUUCACACCGAGACAGCAUCACCAAGAUGGAUCAGUUGAACAGUUUCCAGGAGCUGCUGACCAAACUCACCCACAGAUGCCCGCGCAUCGCCAAGAUGCGUUUACACUUCGACUGGUCCGACGUCUCCGUGUCGCUGCUCACCCAGUUCCAGCACCUCCGGGUCCUCGAGCUCAAAUACUUCUGGGUCUUUAAAGGGGUGACGCCCUCGACUCUGCAGACCCUCACCAAAUCCCUGCCCAACCUGAAGUCUCUGACGUUACACAUCCUGGUGCCGAUGAGGAACCUGGGCAUCUCGUACACUCUGGAGUCUCAGUCACUGGAGUACCUGGACGUGUCGCCGAGCCGUGGCCUGGUCUUCUCUCGCCUGAAGCUGCCGGCCCUGCGCGAGCUUCAAGCCAAGAAGAUCGUCCGCAGCAUCACACUGGACCGGAGGACCAGGCUGAGGAUCCAGAGCCGGUGGCCCUGCCUCUAUCACGUCCUCCGGGAGGGGACGCCGAAGCUUCAGGCCCUCAACAACGAGAGGCUGCUCCCCACGUGGAGGGAGGAGAGUUACGGGGAGCUGACCGCCAUCCUGGAACAGUCCUGUUACUGCGUUCAGCAUCUGGACAGCUGGCUGUGGUAACCGUGUGACACUGAAGCAAUAUAUUGCUUUGACACGCCAGUUUUUAUAUGAAUGUACUUAGAGGGACACAUGUAUCUGCAGAUAAAGACUCAAAGGACAGCUCAAGACAAUGAUACACUGUUUUAUUUGUACAUUUAGGUGCUUUAUGCUGAUUGCACUGCGUCAUGCUUGUCCGGAUUCAUUCCCACGAGAGCUCUGGGCUGGAAAAAUGAACAUUAAGUGUGCUGUCAGAAGAAGACGAAGUGAUGAAGUGAUAUUGAAUACAGAGGGCGUGCUCAGACAGGAGCUGGUGUAGGAUCGUCCGGCGGUCCCGUCUGUUUGUGUUCAACGCAACCGCCGUGAAACAAUCGUGGAAAUAACUUUUUAUUUUGCUAGAUUAACCGACUUUAUCGAGGCCGACGCUCGCUCACUCUCAUUUACUGUCUGUGUCGCUCAACCACUGCUAUCGGACACAAAUUAAACUUCUUCGUGGCAGUCAGACUCAGAUUAAGAAGCCAGAUACAUGAACACAACAAGUAGAGUGUCAGAGUUUAGAUAGUCUCAGUUUCAGAGACAUUUCAGGCUCGAUCUGAGCGUCUGAUUGGCAGCCUCAUCUUCUCCGCCGCAGGUCGCUGCGUUUCUUUGCGGAUACGCAUUAAUCUGACUCAAUGAAUGAAUGGAAACACCUGCACCAGAAUCCUGUCUGAAUGCACCUUUAGAUUCCUGGAGGAUGCGCCCUGUAACUUAAAAGAAAAAUGACGAGCACCACAGAGAGACAAAAGCCGCAAUAUGUUGAGAUUAAAGUCGUGAUUUCAAAAGAUAGAAACUGAGAAAAUUGUUGCUGUGUCAUGAAAGAAAAGCCGAAAAUCUCUAAAAAUCUUCGGCCUUUGCUCUCGGUGUCAGUGUGUUCUGUACUGUAAUUUAACUCUUGUUGUUAUUUUGGUUGUUUGAUUGAUUCCAGUCGUAUUUAUCCUCAGACGGUCUUCUACUGUUCUGUUCUGCUGUGGACUGCAGAGAGAUUCACAAAUGACAAGAUGCAAAAGUUGGCGCCGUAAAAAGACUUCGCACGGGACCAAAAACCUUCUCAGAAUUGAUGGGUACUGACCCUGGGUCAGUAGGACCAAGUCCUGUAGCUGGAAACCCGACCCGGUUCUGUACUGCCGCUCUGACUUGGCACAUUUUUAGACUGCCGGUAUUAAGCCGGCCUAAUUCUUAAUCGCAGACUGUGAGGAAUGCAGCUCGGCUAAAGGAGCGCUCCUUUUUUGUUUUAUUGUGUUUUUAUCGUAUGUAUUCCACGAGGUCUUAAAAUGAAGGAACUCACCAUGUCACGGUAUUUUUGCACAUUUCCAUUGCUGUCAUGGAAGCGAGUCGGCCAAACUCGAGCUGUUUCAUACGUAAAAAAAAAGUGUCACGGAUUUCAUAUUUUCAUACGUAUGAGCCUCGCAUGUUUCCUUCUGAAGGAUGAAAUCAUCAAGUGCUUCUGCAAUUAUUCUCCUAAUCAGUAGAGGUCCCUGUUCUCAAAGCUUUGACCAUGAUCUCCCUCUCUCUCUCUCUCCAAUAACCACACGAACCUGUGUUUACAAUCACCGUUUCACUCCAGCGCUCAUGUAGGAGAUGUGCGCUCGAGGGUGUUUUCAGAAUAUGUCGAUGAAUGUUUGGAGAUUUGAUUUGAUGAGUGUAUUUCGCAAGAUUCUUCAUAAAAAAACUUUAAAAUGA
This is a messenger RNA of Larimichthys crocea (large yellow croaker), 3300 nucleotides long. RefSeq lists its product as hypothetical. Gene Ontology annotation, biological process: protein polyubiquitination; SCF-dependent proteasomal ubiquitin-dependent protein catabolic process. NCBI's taxonomy places the organism in Eukaryota, Metazoa, Chordata, Actinopteri, Sciaenidae. The record is from RefSeq and is a predicted model, not a curated record. Gene Ontology annotation, cellular component: SCF ubiquitin ligase complex. The transcript is spliced from 4 exons. Bases 487 to 1605 code for a protein of 372 amino acids. Gene Ontology annotation, molecular function: protein binding.